This is a messenger RNA of Striga asiatica, 1741 nucleotides long. Lineage: Eukaryota; Viridiplantae; Streptophyta; Magnoliopsida; Lamiales; Orobanchaceae. The record is from the annotation of a GenBank genome assembly.
GCACAACUUCAAAAACCACAAAAGAAUCAAAAAACUUACAACAAAAUUUCAUUCUUCUCUCCACAAUCAAACUAAAAUAUAAAAGAAGAACAAAAAAAUUCACUCCCAAAUCCCAAAAAACUCCAACACAAAUGUUUAGCUUCACCGACACCUCCGACCUCUCCCGCCGGUGCGUCUGGGUCAACGGUCCCGUCAUCGUCGGCGCCGGCCCCUCCGGCCUGGCCGUCGCCGCCGGCCUCCGCCAGCAAGGCGUCCCCUUCGUCGUCCUCGAACGUGCCGACUGCAUCGCCUCCCUCUGGCAAAACCGCACCUACGACCGCCUCAAACUCCACCUCCCCAAGCAAUUCUGCCAGCUGCCGGACUUCCCCUUCCCCGACCAUUACCCGGAAUACCCUUCUAAACGGCAAUUCGUCGAAUACCUUGAAUCCUACGCCGCCACAUUCCAAAUCCAUCCCCAAUUCAACGAGUGCGUCCGCUCCGCCAGGUACGACCCGACCUGCCGCCUCUGGAGAGUCCAGACUCCGGCGGCCGAGUACCUCUGCCAGUGGCUGGUCGUCGCCACCGGAGAGAACGCCGAGCACGUUGUGCCGGAGAUCGAGGGUUUGGGGGAAUUUUCCGGCGAGGUCCUCCACGCGUGCGACUACAAAUCCGGCGAGGGUUUUAGGGGGAAAAAAGUGCUCGUCGUGGGCUGCGGAAAUUCCGGCAUGGAGGUCUCCCUCGACCUCUGCAACCACAACGCUCAGCCAUCCAUGGUUGUUCGAAGCUCGGUCCAUGUUUUGCCGAGGGAGAUUUUCGGAAAAUCGACUUUCGAGCUAGCCGUGUUCAUGAUGACGUGGCUGCCAUUGUGGCUAGUGGACCGGGUCUUGCUGGUCCUGUCAUGGAUGAUCCUGGGGAACACCGAGAAAUAUGGGCUCAAGAGGCCCAAUAUCGGCCCACUACAGCUCAAGAACACUCGGGGGAAAACCCCUGUUCUCGAUAUAGGCGCAUUGGCAAAAAUCCGGUCUCGAGAAAUCAACGUAGUCCCGGGAAUUAAGAGGUUCACGGGCAGCUCAGUCGAACUUGAAAACGGGCAGAAUUUGGAAAUCGACUCAGUUAUUCUUGCCACGGGGUACCGUAGCAAUGUGCCUUAUUGGCUUCAGGAAACCGAGUUUUUCGCGAAGAAUGGAUUUCCGAAAACGCCCUUCCCAAACGGGUGGAAAGGAAAGGGCGGAUUGUACGCGGUGGGGUUCACGAGGAAAGGGCUAUCGGGUGCUUCGGCUGAUGCCGUGAAAAUAUCGAGAGACAUUGCCAAAGUUUGGAAGGACGAUUUGAAGCAGAAGAAGCAGAAAGUGCCGACUCAUCGGAGGUGUAUAUCCACGUUUUGAACUCAUCGGGAUUCCUUUCUAUUUUUGGCAAAUAUGACUAUACAGUAUAAAAAAAUGAAAAUAUAUAAAUAUGUAAAGAAUAUACAAAUAGAAACNUCAGUUAAGAUUAUCUGGGAUCAACUGAUCAAGUGGAAUUUUGUUCUCAUAAACUCUAUGAAUAUUCAAAUACUGACCUACUGGUUUGUAUAAUUUGCAAUUAAUAAAAAUAUCAAUAAUAAAUAAUAAGCACUACAAGAAUAAUAGCUGAAUGAUUUCAACUCCAUUUUUAUUUUCUUUUUGUAAAAACUUUCAGUUUCUGAAGUGAAAAUGUCAACUGCUAGUUUACUGAUGGUAAUUUAAUGUCAAAACAAUCAAGAGAAAAUGACCACCUCUUUAAU